This is a messenger RNA of Danaus plexippus (monarch butterfly), 1879 nucleotides long. RefSeq names its product plasma kallikrein-like. Lineage: Eukaryota; Metazoa; Arthropoda; Insecta; Lepidoptera; Nymphalidae. Gene Ontology annotation, biological process: proteolysis. Gene Ontology annotation, molecular function: serine-type endopeptidase activity. The transcript has a single exon. The record is from RefSeq and is a predicted model, not a curated record. The coding region runs from base 159 to 1016 and encodes 285 amino acids.
GGGUAUCUAUAUUAAUUUAUCAAUAUCUACCAAACGGUCCUGCUAUUGUGGAAAUUUAAAAACUAUCGAGUGUAAUCGUAUACGUUGUAGAAAUAAAAUAAAUACAAUUUAUUUUUAUUGAAUCAUAAAAAAUCUACGUAUUGCUGUGUUAUCGAACGAUGCUAUCCUUGUGUUAUAUGUUGUUGUUAAAUCUCGUUCCAUUAAUUUUGAUAAGCGCUGAAUUCAACGACAAGCAAUCCAAAUUCAGAGGACCUUUGCGUGUCGUAGGCGGUCGGGAUGCAUUACCAGGGGAAUUUCCAUAUGUUUUAAGUAUGGGAUUCAGUGUACUACUACCAAACAAUACAAAAAUAUAUGAAACCUAUUGUUCGUGUGCCUGCCUUAAACCUACUUGGACGUUAACAGCUGCGCAUUGUAUAGAGUCUCCAAGUUCUUUAGAAAUACCCGAGACCGCUGAGUCGGUAAUACGAUAUCAUAAAAUACCAAACGAGGUUGGCUACGCUAAAAUACUGUCUAUGUUCAUAAAUCCUAACUACGUUUCCUUGUCAAACUUCUGGCUCAAUAACGACGUCGGUCUUUUAAAAACUGAAUUUAUCGACAUAUCCACGUACGGAAAACUGAGUGCUGUCGACUAUACAACCCUUUAUGGUUACCAAAUAUUUGCGGUCGGCUAUGGACUAACUGAAGACGAUGAAGGCCGUAUGAAAGUUCCUCUAUCUAUUAAUAAAACAUUGCAAGUGGUUAAUGCGGUCAUUAUCAAAUGCAAAGAGAAUAUCCAUCCAGUUUUCUGCUUGACGGGUGUGUGUGGUCGAUGGUCGGCUCUUUGUCCUGGAGAUUCUGGAGCUCCUGUCAUACAUUCUUCCGGAAUUGUUGGUGUUAAUUCAGCUUCAAGUAUGAAUGAAUGCGAAAGACGACAAAAUUCAAAACCUGAAAAUACAUUGGAAACUUCCGUUGGCAUGAUCACGCCAAUUAGCCCUUUUGUGAAUUGGAUCAUUAACGUCAUUAAGUUAAAUGAAUAAAAUGUAUUUUUUUAUUAUCAAACAUCAAUUAUAAAAGCAUUCGUAUGAAUAUCCAUUCAAGCCGCUCACAAAUUGCCUGGUUUAACAGAUACUGUGAGAUAAUUAGAACUUUUUACGAGAUAUUGGAAAGUCCAAAACUUAAUAGUUCAAAGGAAAACUACUUUAUAAAUAGAUAUUGGCCGAACUGUUUUUUUGAAAUUUGUAUUUUUCAAAUAAACUUCGUAAAUUUUUGUUAAUUUUUAUCAUAAAUAACUUUAUGUUAUAUUGUUAAGUCCUAAAUAGACUUUCAUUAAGAUCGAGCUCUUUUGCAUUAGAGAUUUUUUUACUACCUCGGAAAUCUUUAAGAAAUCAUAAUAUUUUAAAGCAUAUUAUAGUUAAUUUAUGCAUAAAGAAUAAAAUAAAUAAUCUGGUGGUGUUUUCGUACAAUGAUUCAGUUCAUUAAUAUUAAUGUUUCAAUAUGUACAAAAGUAAUAAAAACAGCUGGAGACUCUGAACAUAAGUCGCAAAAACAGCCAUGAGUGCUUUUGUUGGUUGGAAUACAUAAUAUUAUAUAAGAUUCUAAUAUAUCCCACAUGGGUAAGGACACUAUGAUUUGGAUUGAUUCAAUGUUGUCAUCAGAACUUUAGCAUAACUUCGACAGCUAUUCGUAUUUACUCACACCAAUUUAUUACCCUUUACAUUGGACGCACUUUAGAAAACUCUAUAAUGAAAAAAAUUUUGACUAUACUAGAUAAGAAUUUUUUUUAUCUUCCUUUAAUCCUUUUAUUUCAUACUUCCUGUAUUCUAAAUAAUUACAUUGUAUCUUAACGUUAUAUGUAGCGACGGUUGUCACUUACGACUGCUGAGACCAGCCUGCAUUGCUG